AGCACUGGGUGUAAUGUGAGGAGGGAGGUGCACAGUGACUCGCCCCUCCAUCCCUGGCUGCUCUCCUCUCUUGUGCUGUGUGGACUUGCUGGGGACAGCUGCUGCUGCUGCUACUGAGAGUCCUGCCAGAACUCACCUGAACAUGGCUCUCAAUGACCUGACAUCCAGAGCAGUACUUCUUUACGAUGAGUGGAUUAAAGAUGCUGAUCCACGUGUGGAAGACUGGCCACUUAUGUCCUCUCCAAUCCCCCAGACAAUUAUCAUUGGGGCAUAUAUUUAUUUUGUCUCAUCAUUGGGUCCCCGGCUGAUGGAGAACAGGAAGCCCUUUGAAUUGAAAGGGAUAAUGGCUGUGUAUAACUUUUCUAUGGUGAUUUUCUCCUUGUACAUGUGCUAUGAAUUCCUUAUGGCGGGCUGGGCUGCAGGAUAUUCCUUCCGGUGUGACCUUGUGGACUACUCUAGGUCACCACAGGCAAUACGUAUGGCGUGGACAUGCUGGCUUUACUUUUUUUCAAAGUUUAUUGAGUUACUUGAUACAAUCUUCUUUGUACUGCGUAAAAAGAACAGUCAGGUUACAUUCCUGCACGUGUACCAUCAUUCAAUCAUGCCAUGGACCUGGUGGUUUGGGGUCAAGUUUGCGGCAGGUGGUUUAGGUACAUUCCACGCCUUGGUGAACAGUGUUGUACAUGUGAUCAUGUACACAUAUUAUGGGAUGUCAGCACUGGGUCCGGCCUAUCAGAAGUACUUAUGGUGGAAAAAAUACAUGACUUCAAUGCAACUGACGCAGUUUGUGAUGGUCACUGUGCACAUUAGCCAGUUCUUCUUCAUGAAGGAUUGCCCGUACCAGUUCCCGGUCUUCCUUUACAUCAUCUCCCUUUAUGGAGUCGUUUUCUUAAUCCUGUUUCUCAAUUUCUGGUUCCACGCCUACACCAAAGGACAGCGGCUACCGAAGUCUUACCAGAAUGGCAAAGCAUACCAAAACGGGCAUGUGAAGGACAAACAUCAUUGACACUAAGAACACAAUUUUUCUAGCUGUACCACGCAAUGGUAUCUUGGAAAUUACUUGACAAUCAUGCAUCAGUUAGCAGUAAAUGAAAAACAUUUGCACUUUCCCCGCCAUCCUGAAGAAAACUCUGUAUUUUUACUGUAACUUAUUGGGAUUGUUUGCUGACAAAAAGGUGUCGUUUCUUUGUUCUUCUUUGCUACAAAUGUACAUAUAUUUAUCUGCUGAUCACUCAGGAAACUGUUAGGUUGUUGGCAUGGAUGUGUAUGAUAAGUAUUUUGUACUUGGAAAAUCCUUUUGAACCGUUUCCAGGCAUCAGUCUGAGUGAAGGAAUGACUGUGAUGACCACAUGAAUGACUGUGUCCCGGUCCUGAGACAUGACACAGGUUGUUAGAACAGUGGUGAUGCUGCAAUCUAGUACCGCAUUUCACAUUUUGUACAAACAAUAAAAAAA
This is a messenger RNA of Nanorana parkeri, 1454 nucleotides long. It is a transcript of the gene ELOVL7, whose product is annotated as ELOVL fatty acid elongase 7. NCBI's taxonomy places the organism in Eukaryota, Metazoa, Chordata, Amphibia, Anura, Dicroglossidae. The transcript is spliced from 8 exons. Gene Ontology annotation, biological process: fatty acid elongation, saturated fatty acid; sphingolipid biosynthetic process; very long-chain fatty acid biosynthetic process. Bases 143 to 1006 code for a protein of 287 amino acids. The record is from RefSeq and is a predicted model, not a curated record. Gene Ontology annotation, cellular component: endoplasmic reticulum; endoplasmic reticulum membrane. Gene Ontology annotation, molecular function: fatty acid elongase activity.